Molecule: messenger RNA, 1245 nt
Organism: Merops nubicus (carmine bee-eater)
Lineage: Eukaryota; Metazoa; Chordata; Aves; Coraciiformes; Meropidae
Gene: OMD
Product: osteomodulin
Exons: 2
Coding region: 1-1245 (414 amino acids)
Molecular function (GO): protein binding
Source: RefSeq, a predicted model, not a curated record
AUGGGGAUUCUGAGCCCGCUCUCAAUCAUUCACCUCCUCUGGGCUGCUAUGGUCUUUUGUCAAUAUGAAGAUUAUGAUUUUGAGGAUGAAUAUGAUGAGCCAGACCAUCAACAUCCAUAUUAUUUUAAUCCAAAUAUACAAGUUGAAGUCCCUCACUUUCCUUUUCCAGUUGAGUGUGCCAAAGAGUGUUUUUGUCCACCAGCUUUUCUGUUAUCAAUGUACUGCGACCAUCGUAAGCUGAAGGCAGUACCAAAUAUCCCUAGUCACAUCCAACAACUUUAUCUGCAAAAUAACGAUAUUGAAGCUGUGCCUGCAGGACCAUUCACUAAUGGUACCUUCUUACGAGAAAUUAACCUCAGCCACAACAAAAUUAAAUCUCCUAUGAUUGACCACGGUGUUUUUGCCAAACUUUCAAACUUGGUGCAACUUCAUUUACAGCAUAAUGAAUUAGAAGAAUUUCCAUUCCCACUCCCCAGCUCUCUAGAGAGACUCCUCCUUGGUUUCAAUAAGAUUUCUCAGUUAUCUGGAGAGGCACUGGAAGGAUUACCCAACAUAACCAUGCUUGACCUCUGCAAUAACUUUCUUGACGACUCUGUACUAAAAGGAAAACCCUUUUCAAACACAAAAAAUUUAAUGCAGCUCCAUUUAUGCAACAACAGAUUACAGACUAUGCCUCCCGAUCUACCAUCGUCACUUAUGUAUCUUUCUCUUGAGAAUAACUCGAUUUCUUAUAUUCCAGAAAACUAUUUCAACAGACUUCCAAAAAUCAUUGCUCUAAGAAUGUCCCACAAUAACCUGCAGAACAUUGCACGCAACACUUUUAAUCUACCCAACCUUCUAGAACUUAAUCUUGGACAUAACAAAUUGAAACAAGUAUUCUACAUUCCAAGAAGUUUGCAGCACUUGUAUCUUGAAGACAAUGACAUUGAAAUGAUAAAUGUUACUCUGAUGUGUCCAUCUAUUGACCCAAUGAACUCCAAGCAAUUAACCUAUAUACGAGUGGACCAAAAUAAGCUUACAAUUCCAAUAAGCACAUAUGCAUUCUUUUGUUUCCCCCACAUUCAAGCCAUUUAUUACGGUGAACAAAAUGUCAACAAGUCAACUCAGCUAAGAAUUCCAGUGUUUCGACGAUUUUUAACACCAGAAGAAUACGAUGAAGCAGAAGACUAUCUCGAAAUAUAUGAUCAUGAAACUGAAGAAGAUCAUGAAGCAGAAGAUAACUACUUUCGUCAUUACUUUCAAUGA